This is a messenger RNA of Nestor notabilis (Kea), 426 nucleotides long. It is a transcript of the gene CMTM6, whose product is annotated as CKLF-like MARVEL transmembrane domain containing 6. The record is from RefSeq and is a predicted model, not a curated record. Gene Ontology annotation, cellular component: membrane. The annotation marks the transcript as partial. The transcript is spliced from 3 exons. NCBI's taxonomy places the organism in Eukaryota, Metazoa, Chordata, Aves, Psittaciformes, Psittacidae.
AUUCUCUCUCUUCUGGCUGUUAUUUGUGAAGAAAUGGUGGAAAAUUGUAUCAACUGUGGUGGACUUUACUUCUUUGAAUUCAUAAGCUGCGGUGCCUUUCUUUUGAGCCUCCUGAUCCUCUGUGUGUAUUGCACUAAUGCAUAUGAAGUAUUUGGGAAAGAUAAAGUAGGGAAUGUGAAUAUUGGGGUUGUGUCAGCCAUAGGUGUCUGUUUCCUGGUAGCAACAAUAGCACUUGGUGCAACCAGCUCUGAGUCUGCUGCUGGAAAAGCUGCAUCUGUAUGUGGAUUUCUUGCAAGUACUGCAUUUUUAGCUGAAAGUAUUACAGACUAUUUCCUCCGUCGGAAACAACACAUCGAUGGACACUCUGACAAUCCUGCCCACACCCCGGGUGCCACAGAAAAUCAGCCAUUAAAUCAGCAAAGCUAA